Messenger RNA from Encephalitozoon intestinalis ATCC 50506, 2184 nucleotides. RefSeq names its product WD40 domain-containing periodic tryptophan protein 2-like protein. Gene Ontology annotation, cellular component: small-subunit processome; Pwp2p-containing subcomplex of 90S preribosome. The record is from RefSeq and is a predicted model, not a curated record. Gene Ontology annotation, biological process: ribosomal small subunit assembly; maturation of SSU-rRNA from tricistronic rRNA transcript (SSU-rRNA, 5.8S rRNA, LSU-rRNA). Gene Ontology annotation, molecular function: protein binding. Lineage: Eukaryota; Fungi; Microsporidia; Unikaryonidae. Bases 1 to 2184 code for a protein of 727 amino acids. The transcript has a single exon.
AUGAGAGAGUACAGGCUGAAGUCAGUAAUUCCAACGGAAUCCGAAUCAAGGGGACUUUACUAUGAUGGAGAAGUCUAUUUUUCGUCCAAUAAUCAUCUAUUCAAGGCUUCCAGGGGAAGAUAUACCAAGAUAUGUGAUGUUGGGGGAACCAUCAUUGACUUCAGUAUAUCAGAGAAAUUCUUCAUAGUCACAGAGGAAAGGAUGUACAUGAAUAACGAAAACAGAAUGGUUGGAUCUCUCAAAAGAAGGUUUUCCUGCAUGGCAAUCAACAAAAAUCUGAUGGCAGCAGGAUACUCCAACGUCCUAGAGAUAUGGAAUGUUCCUAAGGAAUUCAAGUUGCCCUUGUUUGAUCUCCAUUCAAGACAUCUUGGGCACUUUCUAGAAAUCACAAGUGUUAAGUUCCUGAGCGAUAAUCUGGUUCUAACAACCAGCAGAGACUGCACUGUAAGGAUUUUUGAUAUUCUUGAAAACAAAUCUAGCCGACUGUGCAAUACAAUGAGUGUUCCAAUCGCGGCAUAUACCAUGGGUGGAGAAAAUAAGGAGCUAAUUGUUAUUUGCGAGGAUGGAACUUUAUUGUAUUUUGAGAUUGAUGGAGAAAACAUUAUUUCCAAAGGAAUUGUGCAUCACAAUUCGAAAGUUUUGGCUUCCAGUAGUAGUUUAGGCUUUGUGGCUAUUUCCCUUGAUAAGGAGUCUGGAGAGAAUCUGCUUAUCUACAAUGGACAAGAAAUGGUUUACUCUGCAUCAGUAGAACAUAAGAUUCUGAGUAUUUAUCUCCAUGAGGAUUCUAUUGCAGUGAAGGGCCCUAAGUUUGUUGGAAUAUACAGCCUAUCACUCAACCUGUUUGUAUUUGAGUUGGAUCUUCCCCGAAUAAUGACGAUGGAUGUAAAAAAGGAUAUGAUAGCUGUUGGAUGCUCUGACAAGAAGGUAAGAAUCUACGAUGGAGAAAGAUGCAUCCACACAUUCUUCGACUCAAAUGCCACUCAUGCAGUUUUCGGAGUGCAUAUUCUUCAAAACUCUGUUCUGUGUCUUUAUCUCGAUGGAAAAGUAUCUAUUUGGGAUAUAAAGAACGGAAUUUGCUAUAGAUCAUUUGAAAUUCCAGUAAGAAUAUCGGCUUCAGAGGUUAGUGAUGAUAAUCUUCUACUGUUUAUUGCAGACUUCAAUAACUAUUCAGUAAGGGUGAUAGAUCUCCAGAGGGGGAAGGAGAUUGAUACUCUUCAGGGCCAUGAAGGUCCUAUAUUUAGGAUGAAAUGGGAUGGGGAUUCUUUAUAUACACUGUCCUAUGACAACACAAUCAAAAAAUGGAAUGUUUAUUCCCAAACGGUUACUGAACUGCAGUCCAGAAAGAUGGCCACUGGAUUUUCAGUGAGAAAUGGCAAGCUCUGUGUGGCCACGGUGGACGAGUUAAGUAUCUAUGACUCUGGCUUCAAUUAUGAAAGAGGAAUCAAGGUAUCUUUAAAGGCUAGAAAGAGAAAUGAAAUAUUCAUAAGCGAGAAGCCUGUGGAAAGCCUAGAUUUCACAUUCGACAACAGAUUUAUAAUCUCGGGAGGAGAAGCAAAUACAAUGCAGAUGAUAUCCACAGAAACAGGCGACGUUGCUCAGGUGCUUCGAGUUUCCGACAAUAGAGAAUGGGAAAACUAUAAAGAAGUUCUUGGGAAGGAAUCUUCUAAAUCCUUUGAUAAGACAAAGAUCAUUGAGGUUUUAAAAAUAAUGCACAGCAGCACCCAAAGGGAGUUCUAUGUCCUUACACGAGAGGGAGUAAGCAUCUAUGAACCUUCGCUUGUCAAAUUUAUUCCACUUCGCUUAGAUGUGUCUUUAACACCAGAGUCGAUCAAAGAGUAUUUGGACCAUGGAGAAUACUUGAAAGCAGCAAUAGGAUCUUUGAAGAUCAACGAAUACGAGAUUGUAAAAGAGGUUUUGCUUUCUUGUCCAUACAACCGAAUAGAGGGGGUUGUUAAGCAUUUGGAUGCAGUAUUGGCCGAAAAUCUAAGGCUUGUAGUAUCAAAAAUGCUUGAUAGCCCAAUCCACCAUUCGACAGCAAUCAAAUGGCUGAAGUCCAUUGUUUUUUAUUUUGGGUCGUCUAAAACACAAGGCACAGAACUGCAUAAACUUAGGAGAGAAAUUGACUUGACACUAAAAAUAGGCAAGUUGAACAAGUCAAUGCUGCUCAAUAUCAUCGAGAAAUGA